AUGGAGGAGGAGCAAGCCUCCGGGUGUACAGACACCCGAGCUUGCAGCCGACUCACCAAGCCCGACGCGGAGCAGCAGCAGCUGCUGCUGCAGCAGCAGCUGCAGCUGCAACAGCAGCAGCAGCUGCAGCUGCAACAGCAGCAGCAGCAGCAACAACAACACUUGAAGAAGCGCCUCUCUCCGCAGAGUGAGGCAGACCCCACCAGGAAACGCGCAGCAGCAGCAGCAGCAGCAGUUGCAGCAGCAGCAGACGCGACAACAGCAGCAGCAGCUGCACCAGAUGCGACGGAAGCAGCAACAGAGCCCUGCUCCCAGCCCGCUCCCCUACACUCUAGAGCAGCAGCAGCAACAACAGCAGCAGCAGCAACAACAGCAGCAACAACAGCAGCAGCAGCAACAACAGCAGCAGCAACAGCAGCAGCAGGAUCAGCCGCGCCUCUCAAGAAUGGCGAAUUAUUAGAGGGCGGGGUAGCACCCCCUGCUGCUGCUGCUGCUGCUGUUUCUCCUGCUGCUACUGCUGCUGCUGCGUCAGCUCUACGCAGGAACAACACGCUGCAAGCAGCAACGGCAGCAGCAAAUGUUGCUGGCCGUAGCAGCACAACUGAAGCAGCAGCAGCAGCUUCUGCUGCUGCCGCUCCUGAUGCUGUGGUCGGCGACAAUUGCUUAGGGUUGCUUCCAGGAGCAGCAGCAGCAGCAGCAGCAGCAAAUAGUGCAGCAGCGACAGACACAGCAACAUCACUGCGAGAUGGGGAUACGGAUAUUGCUGCUGCUGCUGCUGCUGCAGCAGCACCUGCCUCCAUUUUCUGCUGCCAGGCAUUAACCGGUGACCAUCCGGCAGCAGCAGCAGCAGCAGCAGCAGCGCCAACGGCAGCGGCAACUGCUGCAGCAGCAGCAGCACAGCAGGGAGGGGCAACGGCGGGACUUUCUGCAGCAGCAGCAGCACCUGCAGCUGAAGUAGUAGCAGCACCAGAAGCAGCAGCAGCAACUGCAGCAGACGCACCAGAAGCAGCAGCAGCAACUGCAGCAGAUACACCAGAAGCAGCAGCAGCAGCAGCACCUGGCAGUGCUGCUGAUGACGAUGACAAGCCUGUCGAAGUAAUUGAACUAGAAAGCAGUGACGAGGACUGGGUGGAGCACUGGCAGCGCCCCCGGCGCCGAGCAGCAGCAGCAGCAGCAGCAGCGCUUUCCGCUCUUGUCGCAGCAGAAGAAGACACAGCAGCAGCACCUCGUGCAGCAGCAGCAGCAGCAGCAGCAGCAGCAGCAGCAGACUUCAGGCCCCCCUCCAGUGUCUUGAGGCUUCGGGACCAACCAGCAGCAGCAGCAACUGCAGCACAUUUCAGGCUCAGCAGCAGCAGCAGCAGCAGCAGCAGCAGCAGAUUUUUGGAAUCUGAUGAUUCUGAGAGGCUGCCUGUCAAUCCUUUUCGGCUGCCAUUCUUCAUGAACCAAGACGACAGACGGGAAGCUGCUGCUUUUAUUGCCAGUGCAAUUCAACACCGCCACCUCUCCACGCCGCUGCUCUCUCCGGAGUCCAUGGGUCUGCUGCGCAUCGGCCGCAAACUAAACGACGAGGUGAUAAACUUCUUCUUUGCCCUUCUCCAGAGACGCAAUGAUGAGGCUUUGGCCCGGGGUGACAUGGUUCCCAAGUGUCACUUCUUUAACUCCUUUUUCGAUGAAAGGCUAAAAGUGGCUUCUUUCGAGGGCGUCAGCAGAUGGACAAAGAAAGUAGAUUUGUUCUCGCGCGACUUGCUGCUGCUGCCUGUACACCACAAGGAGCAGCAGCACUGGGCCCUAGGGGUUGUUGACUUCCGGUAA
Eimeria tenella is the source of this 1812-nucleotide messenger RNA. Its product is annotated as ulp1 protease family, C-terminal catalytic domain-containing protein, putative. Gene Ontology annotation, biological process: proteolysis. The record is from RefSeq and is a predicted model, not a curated record. Lineage: Eukaryota; Apicomplexa; Conoidasida; Eucoccidiorida; Eimeriidae. The transcript has 7 exons. Gene Ontology annotation, molecular function: cysteine-type peptidase activity. The coding region runs from base 1 to 1812 and encodes 603 amino acids.